AUGUACGUGUCGGGUCAGUUUGUGUUGUCGGAUGCAAUUCCGUUUUUGCCCCUGAGGUGGGUGGAUUUCGGGGGACACGUCAAGGCAAUGAGGAGGAUUUCGGAGGAGUUGGAUGUUGUCACGGGAAGGUGGGUCGACGAGCAUUUGGAGAAGGGGGGAAAGAGCGAUGACGAGCGGGAUUUUAUUGAUGUGAUGCUUUCGGAGAUUGAUGAUAGGCUCUUGAAUUACGGGCAUGCUAAGGAAACGAUUAUUAAGACGACUAUACAGAUUUAUCUGUGCCCAAAUUAUCAGAGCUUUCCUAAAAAAUAUUUGUUCUCGAUGAAUAAUUACAAGAAACAGAAGCACCAAAAUGGCUCAGACACCACAUCAAUCCACCUGACAUGGAUUCUCUCCCUACUACUAAACCACCCCAGUGUCAUGCAACGGGCUCGACACGAAAUCGACACGAAAAUCGGCAAAAACCGAUGGGUCCAAGAAUCGGACAUUCACAACCUACCCUAUCUCCAAGCCGUAAUCAAAGAAUCCCUACGACUCUACCCACCAGGCCCCAUAUCCGCCGGGCCCGAAGAGUUUCUUCCCGAGCGCUUUUUGGCGGGCCACGCGGGAGUUGACUUCAAUGGUCAAUUCUACGAGUUUAUACCAUUUGGGUCGGGAAGGAGGUCGUGCCCAGGUGCCAUGCAGGUGGCCCACUUGGUGCUGGCUCGUUUCAUACAAGGGUUUGAGAUUAAAACGGGAUUAGACGAGCCGGUGGAUAUGAGUGAGGGGACGGGUAUUACCUUGUCUAAGGCGACUCCAUUGGAAAUGGUUAUUACACCACGCUUGUCUAAUGAGCUGUACUAUAGCUAG
This is a messenger RNA of Striga asiatica, 846 nucleotides long. Lineage: Eukaryota; Viridiplantae; Streptophyta; Magnoliopsida; Lamiales; Orobanchaceae. The record is from the annotation of a GenBank genome assembly.